Molecule: messenger RNA, 2890 nt
Organism: Caenorhabditis angaria
Lineage: Eukaryota; Metazoa; Nematoda; Chromadorea; Rhabditida; Rhabditidae
Source: the annotation of a GenBank genome assembly
AUGACAUCUGAAAAUGAAGUUAUACAAUAUCUAAAAGAUAAUCCAACACUUCUAGAAGAUUAUAUUGUUUCAACCAAUGUUUCGCAUGAAACUUUUGAGAGAUGGAGUGUGAGAAGAGCAAUAAAAUUCAAAAAAUCAAGAAAAGAUCAAAUAUCUGGAGGUGCUUGGACAGAUUUGGAUCACGCAAUGAAACGACGUGUAAUUCUAGAAACUUCAGAUAAUCGCGUGAGUUUUUUUGUGCAGAAAUUUCUGAAAUAUGUCUUUAAUUAUUUGUUUCAGACAAGAAUUCUAUUCGAAAUCACACAAUGUUGCGGACAACUAAUUGGCACAGAUUCCAUGGAAUUAAUUGUUCAAAAUGACGAGGGAGCAUUUAUUUGCAGAAAAGAUGAAAAUGGAGAAUUGAAGCUGAAAAAAGUGAAAAGUUCGAAGAAACCCAAUUAUGUUCAAGCUAUUGUCAAUGCUGGAAAUCAGACUAUCGGUGAGAAAAAAAUUGGGGACGCACUUUUAUUUUUUAUUUUGGGAAAAAUAGAAAAUACACGUAGAAGUCUGAUGUUGGCUGACAAAAAUUAGCUGAGUUUUGGAUGAAAUUAAUUAGUUUUUGAUGAUAUUAAAAAAUAGGGAUUUUUAUUUAAAUUUGGAAUCUAGAGAAACGUUUGCCUGGGAUUACUGUAGAUUUUCAAUUUCCAGGACUAAAAUUAGACACUACGGUUACUGUAGAUUUAAGAUUCCUGGUAAAUGAACAUUUGGGAUCAAGCUCCAAUUUAAUUAAAAAUAUGACAUCAAAACAAUUUCAAAAAUUAUUUUUCGAAUUUUUUUAGAUUCAGAAUUCCAAUAAAAAAUUUUAAAACAUUAUUAUCCUAAAAUAAAUUAUGCUCUGAAAAACCCAGAGCGCAAUUUUCCUAUUAUUCUGAAUUUCCGAAUCCAAAAAUCCCCCUUUCCCAAUUUUUCAGGCGAGAUCCACUUCCACAUCAACCUCACACCCUCCGAAAAAUCCAUUGUCAACGCAAUCUGCACAUGGUCCGCGUCGUGUAACUACUUUUCCGAGGUACGGUAGGGGAUAAUCAGGGGAAGACGGAUAAGCUGUCUAAAUAGGGGGAUGAUGAUGCACAUCUAUGGAUGUGUAUAGAUACUCAGAUUUCAAAAUAGAAGAUCUUCUAGCUUUACACCCAUGCGAGUGAGGAAAACAACGAGGAUAGUGUUCAUGAAAAUAUUGCGAAACAAAGAAAAUUAUCGAAUUUUCUGCUAGAUGUUGCAAAAUCGAUUUUCCACGAUAUUGUUUCAAUGGAUGCAGUUAUUGUUAAAGUUAUGGUAAUAAAAUAAUCCAGAACCAUGAUAAUAAUCCUGAAUUUUCCCAGAACUUUGCUCAAAAAUUGGUGGAUGCUGAUCGCGCCUCUCUAUUCCUCGUUGACGCUAAAAAUCAUCAAAUCUACGCGAGAAUCUUUGAUGUUGGAACUGGCGAUGAUGAACAUGUGAAGAUAAACAAGGAGGGGCAAAAGGAGAUUAGAUUUGAUAUGAGUAAGGGAAUUGCGGGGUAUGUUGCAUCAACUGGCGAUGGAUUAAAUAUUGAGAAUGCGUAUGAUGAUCCGAGAUUUAAUGCCGAAGUCGAUUCGAAGACUGGCUACACCACUAAAACCAUCUUAUGUAUGCCGAUUAAAAUCAGAAAUGUGUGAGUUGUAGGACCCAGACAUGUUCCUUUAAAUCCGUCUAAUAUUCCAGUGUCAUCGGCGUUGUUCAAAUGGUCAAUAAACAUAACGGUGUUUUCAAUCGACAAGACGAAGAUGCUUUCGAAGUGUUCGCGGUUUAUUGCGGUCUCGCUUUACAUCACGCAAAACUAUACGACAAAAUUCGACGAAGCGAGCAGAAAUAUCGUGUAGCUCUAGAAGUUCUAGCCUAUCAUAGUGUUUGUAAUUCUGAUGAGGUUAACAAAUUGAAGAAAAUCGAAAUAACUGAUAGAAUAGUUGAGUUGGAAACAAUUGAUUUUAAUGGGAUGCGAUUAUCUGAGCUGGAGAAACCCUUGUAUGCUGUUUAUAUGUUCAAAACUUUAUUUGGUGGAUUUUUGCAAUAUGAGACCGAUGAUUUGAUUCGAUUUGUGUUAACAGUUCGCAAAAAUUAUCGUCGUGUCGCUUAUCAUAAUUGGGCUCACGGCUGGUCAGUGGCACAUGCGAUGUUUGCCACUUUACUCUCUCAUAAAGAAGUUUUCUCGAAUCUCGAAGCCCUCGCUCUCUACGUCUCCUGUCUUUGCCACGAUUUGGAUCAUCGAGGAAAAAAUAACGCAUAUAUGAAGACGAUGAGCACACCAUUGGCGGCGAUUUAUUCAACAUCUGUUAUGGAGCGACAUCAUUUCAACCAAACUGUCACUAUUUUACAGCAAGAUGGACAUAAUAUUUUGAAGUCUUUGACAUCGGCAGAAUAUAAACAAACUUUGAGCUUGAUUAAACACUGUAUUUUGGCCACUGAUUUGGCGUUGUUCUUCAGCAAUAAGGCAAAACUGAAUGUCAUCUUGGAAGGUGGAAACUUCGAAUUAACCAACCCGGAACAUCGAUUACUCACUCAAGCAGUUCUAAUGACUGGUUGCGAUUUGGUUGCAUCUGCAAAACCAUGGAAUAUUCAAACCGAGACAGUUAAGGUCAUCUUUGAAGAAUUCUACGAUCAAGGAGAUGCUGAGAGACUCAGCGGCGCUGAACCAAUCGCAAUGAUGGAUCGGACAAAGGCUCAUCAAUUGCCAGCAAUGCAGGUUGGAUUUAUGCGUGGAAUCUGUAUGCCCUGUUACGAAUUGAUCGCCAAAAUUUUCCCGAAGGUUGAUAAAAUGCGAUCAAGAUGUGAAUAUAAUGCAACAAAAUGGGAAGAAUUAGCAGAAGAGCAGAAACAAAAAGAGGCUGAUAAUUCGUAG